This is a messenger RNA of Nannochloropsis gaditana CCMP526, 549 nucleotides long. RefSeq lists its product as uncharacterized. The coding region runs from base 1 to 549 and encodes 182 amino acids. The transcript has 2 exons. The record is from RefSeq and is a predicted model, not a curated record.
AUGAUUCUUCCUCUCGUCUUGCUCCAUGACCCGCCCCUGGCCUAUCCCGCAGACAUGAGUGAUCAACACAUAGGCGACCAUGAAGACAACGCGGACAGUCCCAUACAUCCCUUAUCGCCCGCUCCGUUCUCCCCUUCGCCUUUGGCGCAGGAGCUAGGACCAAAGGAUGCGUGUGGACCAGAUUUGGAGCACCCGCCAGAGCAAGCACCGCAGCAACCGCCGGACAUUUCCCGGCGUCCGCGCACGGGAGGGAGGGAAGGGAGGGGCAAGGCGUACCCGAAGAGGCGGGCGCCGGGGAGGGCGGGGGCGACCGGGCGCCCUUCCACAUCCCUCACAUGCUACCACGCACGUCGUCCUCCCUUCACGGACAAGGAACGGGACGGCCGGGAGGGAGGAGGAGGAGGAGGAGGAGGAGGAGGAGGGGGACCCCCCCACGCGCCUCUGGGUUUGGCCUCCCUUCCCCGCCGAGUAGGGUCGACGUUGAAACGAAAAUUUUGGGAUUCGAACGACCUCGUUUCCUCCACGGCCGGUACGACAUACGAGAUAUAG